Messenger RNA from Bemisia tabaci, 2107 nucleotides. Lineage: Eukaryota; Metazoa; Arthropoda; Insecta; Hemiptera; Aleyrodidae. The record is from RefSeq and is a predicted model, not a curated record.
GUAGUUGCAUGCAGCUGGGAUUUCAGAUGUGAUGACUUAUUCCUACAGAACUUUUCGCGAAAAAGCCGUUUUUCGCAUUUGCAAGUUCCGAAAUUGAGUCGAAAGCUCCGAAAAAGCUCGGUGAAAAGUCGCAAAAUCGGGGUAGGAAAUAAACGAUUUCCAUUGGCUGUGACGUCAGUUGGUAUACGAGGCCCCUCCCACCGCCAUCAUUGCUAUCUUGUCCGUGUGUUUACCGAGCCGAAUCGUGAUCUGUCGUGCUAUUUUAAGUGUUGAAAUUAUCUUUUUUCCUUGGAAAAUACUGUUGAAAAUCAUGCCGAAAGGUGUCCAGAACGGUUACCAAAAAGCCGAUGACCGGAAUUUACCGAAAGUUGACGCCGAAAUGCUUCAAGAUUUCUUCUCCUCGGACAUGUUCAUGAUACCUGGGGUCAAGAAUCGGAAGGCUGAAAGAGCAACCAAUGAAACCUACGCGGAUGUUGCCCUGGGUUACUGCUGCAUCAAAAGGGAAGGAGAAAUUUGUAUAGCGCGAGCUGAGAUGUCCCCUGAACAAAGUGUCAAUGGGAAAAAUUAUCACGUCUACUGCAAAAUCGAUGAAGAAAAAGAAUACAUUAUCGAAGCAAGGUGUGAAGAUUGCAUUGCAAGUGCUGGAGGAUGCAAACACAUAAUUGCCUUCGUCGCUUGGCUGCACAGGAAAAGCGCUGGUGAAUCAGUCACUUCGAAACCCUGUGUUUGGAAACGCCCCAAACUAUCCGCUGUAACCCAAGCAAACUUUGAGAUUUCCGAUUUGGUGCCGGAGCGGAAACCCGAGGUAGAGCCAACAGCAGAUCUUCUCAAGCAUUUCCGCAAUAGCUUCAUUGCUAAUCUGCAAGCAAGUGGUAGCCCGGCUACGAUAGUAAAGUAUUACUCAGAUGAUCAAAAGUUACCCCCUGUUUCAAUGCAUGAUCUAAUGCUAGGUUACAAGAAGACUGAGGCGAUCCACAAUGCCGACAGCUUCCUGAAGGAAUAUUGCCCGAAAAUGAUGACUGUGGAUUUAUGUAGGAAAGUAGAAGAAUGUACCAGGGAACAAGCGAGUGGGGAAGAUACAGCGUGGUUUAGGUAUCGAUAUGGCAGGAACACGGCCUCUCGGUUGUGGGAAAUUUCCAACUGCAACACCCCGGAUGGAUCAACAUCCAAGGCAAUUUUGGGUGCGGUGGGGAUCCCUGACACCGAAGCCAUGAAGCGAGGAAGAGAACUUGAGCCAAAAGUUGUGGCUGUUCUUGAAAGGAAAUUAGGCAGGAGAGCGAAGAAAAGUGGUCUAUGGCUGGAUUCCUCUCUCCCUGCAUUUGGCGCUUCUCCUGACAGCAUCAUAGAUGAGUAUGUUGUAGAAGUCAAGUGCCCUAGCACUGAAAAGACCUUUAAUACCUAUUUUAAUAAGGAUAAAACCCAACCCUCCAACAAAUGCAAUGCCCAAAUCCAUUUGCAAAUGGAGCUUGCCAAAAAGCCCAAAGGCAUUUUUUGCGUAGCCCACCCGGACUUUGCAACGUCCCAAGCAAUAACUAUCCUGUAUGUGACAAAAGAUGUAGCAUUCCUAAAUCCAGUAUUAGCUAGAAGUACAACGUUUUGGUCAACUAAUAUUUUCCCGGUGAUGUAUGCAUCAGUUUAAUUUCACAUACUCAGAUGUUCUUAUUUUACUAAACUUCACAAACUGAGCAUGUCUUCAUGCAAAUUCUGAUAAGUGUAAAAAUUUUGUAAUCAAAUACUUCAGUUGAACUGUGUGAUGCACCUAAUUAAUUGAAUAUUUGCUACUGUAUAUUUUCAAAAUUAAUUCCUGGGACUGUACAUAAAUAGCUUCUCAAUCUUAGUUUCUGACUGUAAUGUCCAUAAUAAUUUGCACAUACUUCCCUGCCGCAAAGGUUGCAUCUUCAGUCGUUUGUAAAUAGUGUAAAUUUGUUUCUUGUCUGUACAUAGUGUCAAUUUGUUUCUUGUCUGUACAUAGUGUAAAUUUGUACCCAUGUUUUUUGUCUUUUUACACAUAAGUUUUGUCAGCUUGAAAAUUCUUUUGUCUCUUGAUUCUUGUGAAACGAAUUUGACUUGAAUGCGAAUAUAUUAAGUAUUCAACCUCUACUGAUAA